UUCUGUAGAUGAGUUUUAUUGUUGGUGCCAAUGAAGUGAAUGCAUGUUAUCAAAGUGUGCUUCGAAUGCAAGACAUGAGUAAAAUAUUUUAUGUUUAUUGUGCUAUUAGUGCGGUUAUUUUUGCGUAUUGGCUGAAAGUGAAAGUGGAGGAUCCUACUUUUCCUUAUUUUGAAAAUAGUAAUCCAGUAUUGAAAAUACAUACCGGACAAAUUCGUGGACAUCCGCUCAAAACAGAAAAUGGAAAAUCAUAUUAUGCGUUUCAAGAAAUUCCUUAUGCUGCUCCUCCCGUUGGAGAACUCAGAUUUCAGGAAGCCAUUCAACCAGAACCCUGGAGUGGUAUUUUAGAUACGACCAAAAAUACAAAAGUUUGUUAUCAGAAAAAACCGCCAUUGGAUGACCAAACACCAGAUCCGAGAGAAAAUGAAGACUGUCUAUAUUUGAACGUUUUCACUUCCAAAAUUUUCACCGAGCUUCAAGAGUCCAAUCUCACAGAUUACAUAAAAAAGCUGCCGAUAUUAACUACGUUCUUACGCCCAAAGAAGAGAAAAGAUUAG
Leptinotarsa decemlineata (Colorado potato beetle) is the source of this 554-nucleotide messenger RNA. RefSeq names its product esterase E4. Lineage: Eukaryota; Metazoa; Arthropoda; Insecta; Coleoptera; Chrysomelidae. The record is from RefSeq and is a predicted model, not a curated record.